Molecule: messenger RNA, 1729 nt
Organism: Taeniopygia guttata (zebra finch)
Lineage: Eukaryota; Metazoa; Chordata; Aves; Passeriformes; Estrildidae
Source: RefSeq, a predicted model, not a curated record
AAUGGCCCUCAGCAGCUUUUUGCCAGCUCCAACCCAACUGUCCCCAGAUCAUCUGGAACUAGAAGAAAGAGCAAGAGCUCAGAGAUCCAGGCAGAGUGCUCUGGCCUCCUCACAAAGGGAACCUCCCCCAUAUGGUGACCGGAAGGGAUGGAUACCACAGGUGCUAGAGGAUUUUGGAGAUGGGGGUGCCUUCCCAGAAAUUCACGUGGCCCAAUAUCCAUUGGAUAUGGGCCAAAAGAAGAAAAUUUCCAAUGCUUUGGCUCUUCAGGUGGAUGCAGAAGGAAAAAUAAAAUAUGAUGCAAUUGCUCGACAAGGACAGUCAAAGGACAAGGUUAUUUACACAAAGUACACAGAUCUUGUGCCAAAAGAAGUCAUGAAUGUGGGUGAUCCUGGACUGCAAAGACCAGAUGACAAGGCAAUUAGAGAGGUAACAAAGAAGACAAGAGCAGCCUUGGAGAAAUUAGUCUCCCAAAAAGUUGCAGCAGCCAUGCCAGUUCGAGCUGCUGACGAGCCAGCUCUGGCACAGUACAUUCGGUACACACCAUCUCAGCAAGGAGCUGCAUUCAACUCUGGAGCAAGGCAGAGAGUUAUUCGGGUAGUGGAAAUGCAGAAGGACCCUAUGGAGCCUCCAAGAUUCAAAAUCAACAAGAAGAUUCCACGAGGACCACCAUCUCCUCCAGCACCUGUAAUGCACUCUCCGAGUAGAAAGAUGACUGUGAGAGAGCAGCAAGAGUGGAAAAUUCCUCCAUGCAUUUCAAACUGGAAGAACGCAAAGGGUUACACCGUUCCCUUGGAGAAGCGUCUGGCUGCAGAUGGCAGAGGAUUGCAGGCUGUUCAUAUUAAUGAAAACUUUGCCAAACUUGCUGAGGCGCUCUAUAUUGCUGACAGAAAGGCUCGUGAGGCAGUAGAGAUGCGUGCCCAGUUGGAGAGGAAAAUGGCUCAGAAAGAAAAGGAGAAACACGAGGAAAAGCUCCGAGAAAUGGCUCAGAAAGCCAGGGAGAGAAGAGCAGGGAUCAAAACACGUGUUGAAAAAGAGGAUGGAGCAGCUAGAGAAAGGGAUGAAAUCAGACGUGACCGGCGCAAAGAAAGGCAACAUGACAGAAAUCUUUCCCGGGCAGCUCCUGAUAAAAGGUCAAAGCUGCAAAGGAAUGAGAACAGAGAUAUCAGUGAAGUUAUUGCCCUGGGGGUACCCAACCACAGGCCAUCCAAUGAAAUCCAAUAUGACCAGAGGCUGUUCAACCAGAGCAAGGGUAUGGACAGUGGCUUUGCUGGUGGAGACGAUGAAAUUUAUAAUGUUUAUGACCAGCCAUGGAGAAGUGGCAAGGAUAUGGCCCAGAACAUCUACAGGCCAAGUAAAAAUAUGGAUAAGGACAUGUAUGGUGAUGAUCUAGAGGCUCAAAUAACGAUCAGCAGGUUUGCUCCUGACAAAGAGUUUUCUAACUCAGAUCGUAACACCGGAGGAAGGGGCAGAGAUGGACCAGUUCAAUUUGAGGAGGAUCCAUUUGGUUUGGACAAGUUUCUGGAAGAAGCCAAGCAACACGGUGGUUCUAAACAGCCAUCAGGCAGCAGCGGCCCUAAGGAACAUGAGCAUCAGAGCAAAAAGAGGAGGAAGGACUGAAUUUGCUCCUUGAGAGGUAGCGAAAUGGACUGCAAAAGGAUUGGACUUCAUGCAGAAGGAUUUCUAAUAUUGGCUGUACAGGAGGAUGGCAUUUGUAACACAGCAGUUCAC